AAAAAAAGUCCAUUUAAUUUUUUGGUAUAAUCAUUGUGUAAAGAAGGCAUAAUAAUGGGGAUGAAUGUAUUACUGUUUACUCUAGUGUUUCUAGGAGGAAUAAGUCUAACUGACACAAAACGCAAAGAUGACACUGAGCUUUUACAAAGACUAAUAAAUUUACUCGCUGAUAAAAACGGGAAAGAUAACCAAAGAAGUAAUAUCGAAAAGAAGUUGGCCGCAAAUGACAAUGAUAGAAUAGGACACCAAAGGAAUGGAGCCGUUCGAAACAGUUUUAAAACAAAACAAACUUCCGAAGAGAAAAGUCAACGUGGGUAUUAUGUAAAAUUUCCACAGCAUCAGUUAAAGGAUGCAGAAAACGAUGAACUUUACAGGGCCAUAGAUGCUUUUAUUCAAGCUAAACGAGCUAAAGUUUGGCAACGAUGGCUUCAACAUGGUGGAUACAAAGGUUCAAGUACAACAGUAAGACCAGCUCCAACCACACCCCCAGCAACACCUGCUCCAGCUAGACCUAGAUGGUGUAGAUGGUGGUUCUGGUGGCGAAGAUGUUAAUCGAAAUAUAAUCUCUAUAAUACCUCCUAAAAUAUUCCACAACCUAUUUGAAAAGAAACCUCACAUUUUGGGUUACGGGAUGAACAAGGUAUACAAUGAACACAUACA
This is a messenger RNA of Ruditapes philippinarum (Manila clam), 660 nucleotides long. RefSeq lists its product as uncharacterized. Bases 55 to 552 code for a protein of 165 amino acids. The record is from RefSeq and is a predicted model, not a curated record. The transcript has 3 exons. NCBI's taxonomy places the organism in Eukaryota, Metazoa, Mollusca, Bivalvia, Venerida, Veneridae.